GGUACUUUCUAACUUCAGAAAGCUUGUUGGUAUCUAUAAACCGAUUCUAGUUUUAUUAGUAUUAGUAUAAGCGGAAUUAACACUAUCCUUAUUUAUCUUCUUAGCUGCCCAAAUCUCAUUCUCAAUGCCAGGGCCCGUUCGCUAUUUCCCGAAUGGGGUGGACCGGGACUCCUACAUCAGCGGGGUGCGCCCCCAAGGAAAGUUUGGGGCUGCGCACGAUGUCUACAAACGUCGCGAUAAUCUCCCCGAUAACGUCUUUAAUUCCAUCCGAGAUGAGGUGCUUCGUGAGGAACGAUUGCGGUUAAACGAGGAAGGGGUGCUUGUUCGCGCUCGAUUAACAAUCGCAAAUGGAAAAGGAGGAAAGAAGAUGCUUGACGGGGAUAAGGGAAAUAGACAAGGUUUAGUAGAUGCGAUGGAGCAAAUUACCCAAAACGAAUGUCGACAUCAGGCGCUAAAGAACUUGUAUAAGCAGGAUCGCGAAGAGUGGACGACGUUGUUGGCUUCGCGUGGGCUUAGUUUCGAAUAGUCCAAUUAGAGGCAUGUAUUAUGAUGUACCUAUCUCUCUUUCUCUCACCCUUUUUAGUUGGUAUACACUUGUAUCAGUUCAGAGAAUGAGGGGUAAAAUUUUAAUAAAAAAGUCACUGCAUUUCCAUGGAGUGUAUU
This is a messenger RNA of Phytomonas sp. Hart1, 663 nucleotides long. Lineage: Eukaryota; Euglenozoa; Kinetoplastea; Trypanosomatida; Trypanosomatidae. The record is from the annotation of a GenBank genome assembly.